This is a messenger RNA of Morchella importuna, 2076 nucleotides long. RefSeq lists its product as uncharacterized. Gene Ontology annotation, molecular function: pyranose oxidase activity; flavin adenine dinucleotide binding. The transcript is spliced from 6 exons. The record is from RefSeq and is a predicted model, not a curated record. Lineage: Eukaryota; Fungi; Ascomycota; Pezizomycetes; Pezizales; Morchellaceae. The coding region runs from base 1 to 2076 and encodes 691 amino acids.
AUGGUCGCCGAAGGCCAGGUCUAUGAAGUUCUCGUCCGCAACAAGCGUGGAAAGACCAAAAUUGCCGAUGAGGCCAUAGCCCUCCAAAUCAAAAAUGUCACUAUCGAAAGCGGUACUCUUAUAUUCGAGGGAAUAAAACUCGUGCCAAACUCAGAUACAUCCAAGCCACACGACCAAGUCACUUAUACCAAAGUCGACCAGCAAAUCGAAGCGCUUGACAUCCUAGCUGGCACUUUUGGAGCUCUUCGUGCUGUGCCUUCGACUACCAGCCCUGGAACGCAGCCCAAAGGUAGCUUUGGCAUCUUUGAGAAGGCCAGUGGUAACCUGAUCGGAGAGUUUUCGUACCCAUGGGAAGGUAGCCCGACCAAGAAGAUUGGGAACUUUGUUGCGCAGGAAGAAUCUGAUAACACUCUUCUGUAUACCUCGGGGAAUUUUGACGUGUCUGCGGAAAGAUUCAUUCAGAAAGCCAAGUAUCCGGAAGUUCUUAUUGUUGGUUCUGGACCACUUGGUGCUACUUAUGCCAGAAAAAUCAUUGAGGCGGAUCAUGAGGUUCUCAUGGUGGAGAUGGGAGCGCAGGAGAGCAGUGUCGUUGGUAGACACAAGAAGAACGCUGUUGGGUUCCAGAAAGAUAUUGAUAGCUUCGUAAAUGUCAUUAAGGGAGACCUCAGCACCCUUUCAGUCCCCGUCCGAGAGCGCUACACUGCAACACUCAGUCCCAUUUCCUGGAACCACAGCAAGGCAUUCACUCGUAACGGUCAGAAUCCAGACCAAAAGGAGUUCGACAAUCUCGGUGCCGCCGCAGCGACCCGCUGUGUUGGUGGUAUGGGAACCCACUGGACCUGUGCAACACCCCGCCAGCACAAGACCCUUGAACGUUCCACGAUCUUCACGAACGAUGAGUGGGAAACGCUUUAUGACGAGGCCGAAAGGUAUCUUGGAACUUCCCGUGACCAGUUCCAGCCAUACUCGAUCCGUGAUCAGUUGGUGAAGUCAAAGUUGGAGAAAUCCUUUGAUGUCUUGUUCCCCAACCCUGAUCCGGAGAAAAAGAGAAAAGUGUUGAGUUUACCGUUGGCGUGCAAGAGAAAUACAGACACGAACCCUGAUUUUGUUACCUGGGCUGCCUCAGACACUAUUCUUGGUGAGACGGUAAAUAGCGAGAAAUUCCACUUGAUGAGUGAACACCAGUGCACCAAGGUACUUUAUGAUGAAAACAGUAAGAACGUUGUUUGUGCGACUAUCAAGAACAUCGCGGGCAAGGGCCGCUUCUACGUAUUUGCGAAGAAGUAUGUCAUCUGUGGAGGUUCAGUCUUGACACCUCAGAUUCUUUUCAACUCUGGAUUCAGGCCUGUCGAAGGAUCCCUCCCAGCUCUGGGUCACUACUUGACAGAGCAAACAAUGUCGUUCUGUCAAAUUAUUCUCAAGGAUGAGUUUGUCCAGGAAGUCGAGAACACCACCAACCCAGAAUGGAAGAAAAAGGUCGACGCACAUAGGCUGAAGCAUCCUGAAGACCCUCUUCCUUUCCCAUAUAACGACCCCGACCCGCAGCUCACGACUCCUGUCACCGACGAUCACCCAUGGCACACGCAAAUUCAUCGUGACGCCUUCUCCUAUGGAGAGGUUGCACAGUCUCUAGACUCCCGUCUUGUGGUCGACUUCCGUUUCUUUGGAAUGGUGGACAUUGUGAAGGACAACCGUGUUGAAUUCAGCACCCACAUUCGUGACCAUUUCCACAUGCCGCAGCCAACCUUCCAUUUUACUCUCGGAGAGGGAGAUUGUGAGCGGUCUCAUAGAAUGAUGCAGGAUAUGUGCACCGUCGCAACCCAGGUCGGAGGCUAUCUUCCGGGCUCCGAGCCACAAUUCAUGGAGCCAGGUUUGGCUCUCCAUAUCUGCGGUACUACCAGGGCUGGUGCGGAUGAUAAGGACUCGGUUGUAGACAAGUUCUCGAAGGUCCACAAUACCACUAACCUGUACUUGGGUGGUAACAACGUGAUUCCCACGAGGAACGCUUGUAACCCAACUUUGACAAGUAUGUGUUUCGCCAUCAAGGGUGCGGAACAGCUGAUCUCAGAGUUGUGA